AUGCUGUCUCUGGUAUAUGCAUGCGCGCAGAAGGUGGUGAGUGACCACGCCUCCUUCCACCGGGCGCUGGACUCCAUCCCCCGUGAGCUCUACUCGCCGCUCUUCGCUGCCGCUUUCCUGGGGAGGAAGACUCUGGUGCUGCAGGACCUGGUGCAGAGAUGGCCGUUCCCCAUCCUCAGCUUCCAGGAGCUGCUCCGAGGCGCCAUGCCCACCUCCAUUUCAGCCGGCAGUCCAUGCAGACCGUCAUACUGGGCAUUGUGGCCUCCCUGGGCGACGCCAUGAGCCAACAUUACAGGAUGAGUAGAGAGAGGGGGCAUCGCUUGCGUCUCCUCGACAUGACGGGCGCCCGCACCGCCAUCUUGGAACAAGGCCCUGACGCGAUGAGCGCAUUGUCACGCACGGUGACCCUGGCCAAGGCAUGCAUCGAGCUCUCCAAGAGGCGCCGCAGCGAAGCCACCCAAGCGGCGAAGAGGAGGCGGGGAGACGGAAACUCCGCGCCGGUCCCGCCCCCCCCCCCGGACUCCGCGUGCGUGGUGGAAGUGCGGGUGGACCUCUACGUGAACAGCACAUCUUUCUCCGUCCUGCGGGAGGCGCUCCAGGCCAGCGUCCACGGGCCCCUACGUCUGCGGUGCCGUGACCUGCGGGCCAAGGAGCUGUCCCUGCGGAGGACGGUGGCGCUGCUGGAACUCCUGGAACCGGCGGGGGUGCGCCAGAUCGACCUCAGCUUCAACAACCUCGGCCUGGAGGGUCUCAACGCCGUCCUGCCCGCCAUGGCGAGAUUCCACGCCCUGCGCAGCCUCCAACUGCCGUACAGCAACGUCGACCUCCGCCGCCCCACCCCCGACAUGGAGGACGCCACCAGGAGAUUCGCCGCGCUCCUCGCACAGCUGAAAUCCCUGCAGGAGCUGAACCUCGGAUCCUCCCGCCUGUCCGGGUGGCUGCAGCGGGUGCUGGGGUGCCUCCAGGAGCCGUUGGAGAGUCUGGAAUUGGCGUUUUGUUUCCUCCUGCCGGCGGAUUUCUAUUAUUUGUCGCGGAGCCUCCACUCCUCCGCCCUGAAGAAGGUGGACCUGAGCGGGACCAGGCUGUCAGAGCUCCUCCUCCCCCCCUUCCAGCAGCUGCUGGCCGCCGUCUCCUCCUCCCUCCUCCACUUGGACGUCAUGGAGUGCCAUCUCACUGACUCCGCCCUGUCGGCGCUGGCGCCCGCCCUCUGCCGCUGUUCCCGACUGCGCUACCUCGGACUCUUCAGUAACCCUUUAUCCUCCGGGGGGCUGAGGACUCUCCUGCAGGACUUCCUGGGGCUCCGGGAGCUCCGGCUGGUGGUGUACCCGUACCCCGUGGACUGCUGCGGCGAGGGCCUGGAUUGGUCGGAUUUGUACGGGGAGCCGGCGGACAGACUCAUCGACCAGGAGAAGCUGGCGCGGUUCUCGGCGGAGCUGCAGGAGAGGCUGGCGAGGGCGGAGCGGACGGACGUGGUGUGGACCACGGAUAUGUGCCACCACCGAAACCUCGACUACCUGAACCUCUAG
This is a messenger RNA of Staurois parvus, 1526 nucleotides long. Lineage: Eukaryota; Metazoa; Chordata; Amphibia; Anura; Ranidae. The record is from the annotation of a GenBank genome assembly.